CUACGUAAUAAGUUAAUAGGGGAACAACCGCAAAUAACGUUGCCUAUUUUACUGCUGUAGCCUAAGCACGCAUAACGGUGAGGUAGAAGAGCCAAGGAAAAGAAUGACAGAAUACAGUGAGAGAGUCUGGGGGAGGAGGGAUUGACUGUUCUAGCAUGUAGGUUACACAAGUACUUAGCUAAUAAACAGAUGGGACAGAGACGGGGGAGUGAAAGGAACGUUAGUGGAACAGAGAGCACCCUCUGUGUCUCGCCUCAUAUUUACUCAACGUUCUGCUGAGAUUCCUACUGUCGACCCGCUGCAGACUAUUACCGUGUGCCCACUGUAUAGUGGGGUGGUAAGGGGUUUGUAGAGUUCUGUCCUGCACAGGAGUUGCAAACUGGUGGAGGUCAAGCUGGAGAGGAAAGUGUGUAUUCCGGCCAAGGGUGUCGAUAGAAUAACAGUGGACAAGUUCAGGGACAUUGAAGGAACAGAGGCAGCUGGUGUAACUACUGAGGCUGACUGACCGCUAAUGUUCAGCCACAGUUAAACGAUUAGAAGGCUUUAUGUUUAAAUAUAGCCCCUGGAGAAUAUCUGGUCUACUUAGGCUUUACUGGGCCACCCUUUGCAUGGAUCUGCAGGAGGACUGACAGGUCAGAUGAACUGCAUUAUGUCUAUAAAGCAAUAUCCAGUGUACUGGGAGGAAGAUACAAGUUGAAGUGCAUUGACACUACACUUUAGGAGCAAAAUACAAUUUGUAAAAUGGCUAAAGCUGCAGCUUGUCUUUUUUUACUGGAAAGUGUGACCUGUGGCUGUAUAAUGCUUUAUUUUUAACACAAAUCACUAGUUCUUUUUGUAAUUACAUAAUGGGAUAUCAUGACUCACCAGUGUUAAAUCAACUCUUUCAGAUUACACGUGGUCCUGGUUGGUCUCAUACAUACUCUGUUAGAGUUUAAUUAACACUGGGGAUUUUCCUGUGAAACAGAUAGAAAUAGAAAGCCUUCUGAAUACCACUGGAUAACGAAGGGAAGAAAAAAAUAUCAGUAUACAUGGCGUUGUCUGGUACCUAAUGACUUUUCUGCUCAAAAAGUAUAGGGAUGGAAUCAUAUUUUUCAAUUCCAGUGCUGAAUACAUGUAUAUAUAUAUGAUAUACCAUAAGAAUGUUUUUACAUAUGCCGUUCAAAUUCUGUCUUAUCACCUUCUGAUGUAUCACAGAGGGGGGAAAGGGUCUGAAAGAUUAAUUUGAGUUCACGUUGUUUACACAUUAAGUCUAGUCAUUGAUGCUGUGCCAUUUUCUAGGCAGGGAUGCAAUGCUAUUUUUUAUCUUCUUUAUUUUACCAGCAUUUGUAUUGCUCGAAUCACAGGAAUAAAGACUAUUCUUCAAUUGGCCGAGGGGCAGAGAAACCUACAGCUCAGAAUCCGUUUGCUUCAGAAUUAGUUUUGCACGUCCAUCAUUCUCGUUAUCGUAUUAUUUACACUAAUAUAUGGCAGCUAUUUUAAGGCAGUAUUUUUUCGUCUACAGCAGCAGAGUAGACGAGGCCAUUUGGCUGAUGUUUGACGUCAGAACGCGACUCACGUACGUCUGAGUGUAUGACCUCCCCCCUCACAUACACACUGAAAACUGCGCCGCCCCUCUCCCUCCGACCUCAGUCCUUGCGUUUUCUCUGAGAACAUAGCCGGAGACUCCGAGAUGCGCCGUGGUUGCCAGCGCCAAGCGCUGCGCACAACGCAAACUGACCCGGUACAGUCAUGGCUUUUAGACGGAAAGCGAGGAGGAUGCGGUUACUGGGGUGUUAUCGGCUGGGGCUGCUUUGGAAAGCCCUUCUGGUGUUCUUGGCCAUUGUCUUUGCUGGGCAGCUGCUGGGGGUCAUCUUCAGCAAGAGCAGUAUGCAGCCUGAAAGGCCCAAUCCUCUGUUCUCCCUUUCCCCUCUGGACUCUCAGGACUCAUCCCUUGGUUCCUGCCGGCCCCAUACCCACGUCAUGUUCCUGAAGACCCACAAGACAGCCAGCAGCACUGUUCUCAAUAUGCUGUAUCGCUUUGGGGAUGAGAGGAGCCUACGCUUUGCCUUGCCUCUGGGGUACCAGUUUGGCUACCCAUUGCCCUUCAAUGCCCACAGGGUAAAAGGCUACCGGGGACCACAUGUUGUGGACUUCAGCAUCAUGGGCAACCACAUGCGCUUCCACAAGCCAGAGGUUGAUAAGGUCAUGCCCAGUGAUACCUUCUAUUUCUCGAUUUUGCGUGACCCAGUGGCCCUGGCAGAGUCCUCAUAUGCGUACUACAAAGCUGUGGCCCCUGCCUUCAAGCGAGCAAAGGGGCUGGCGGAUUUUGCAGAAGACCCCCAGCAGUUCUAUGACCCCCGUCUGCGCAACAACCACUAUGCUCGCAAUCUCCUGUGGUUCGACUUUGGCUUGGACCACAAUGCCAAUUUCUCUGAGUCCCUGGCCCGGAAAGGAGAGUUGGCUGUGCGUCGGGCCUUCAGUCUGAUACUGCUGUCAGAGCACUUUGACCAGUCAAUGGUAUUGCUCCGCCAUGCCCUCUGCUGGCCACUGGAUGCAGUAGUCUCCUUUAGCUUGAAUGCACGGCAGCAGAAGAGCAACAAAGGGAGCUCAAAUGGGGGCUUAGGACUCUCAGAUGAGCAGAGGCGCAAACUCAGAGAGUGGAAUGCACUGGACUGGCACCUCUACCAGGCCUUCAAUCACACCUUCUGGGAGGAGGUGGAGAAAUUUGGGAGGGCAAGGAUGGAGUCGGAGGUGGCCCUCCUGAGGUCUCGGAGGGAUUUGAUGGCACGUGUCUGCCUGCGGGAUGGAGGGCGGCCAGUAGAGGCCAGUCGAAUACGGGACAAGACUAUUCGGCCCUUCCAGAGUGGCCUGGUUAAGAUACUGGGCUAUGAACUGCAGCCAGGGCUGAACAAUGCCACCAACCAGGCUUGUCUGAAAAUGAUCAGGCCUGAGAUCCAGUACAAGGACUUGCUAGAUGCUCGACAGUUCCCCAGAUCCCCUCAGCCUGCAGCUGCUGGUGUAGCCCCCUAUAAAAAGGAGAUGGGUCAUCCCAGAAUGAUGGAGCGUGGUGGUAUGAGGGUGGGGGAGAGGGAGAGAGAAUGGGACAGGAGCUGGGUGAGUCGCAACCAAACCUCAUCAUUAAGCGCCGGGAAGGGGCAACUGAGAUAGCUCUAUCCGAGAGGAUGGGAGUGGCACAUACUGCUCCUGAUUAGUGUGUGCAACUCAUACAAAUGGAGAUUAUGUACAGACACAACUAUGUAGGAGAAAGGCUCACAGGGCAAUAAACACCCCCUACACACACACACACACACACACACACACACACACACUAUGGGUCUGUGUUCCAUGGUCUUAACUCAGAAUAUCUCUGUGUUGAUAACAUCACACGUCCCACAGGCAACUCCCAGUUGGGGACGACUGUGGAGUAAAUGGAGAAUGACCAGCAAAAACAGUCCAGGAACCCAUUCUCCCUAGCUACCACCAGCUGCGAUUGGAAGAGACUGAAUAUAGCACUUCAACUGAGGUACAUUCUGCCUUUCAGCCAACAGCUCAAACCUGGAGCUGUGCAGUGUUCAGGUCUAGCGAAAGGAGUGGGGAUAAAUGUGUUAAUCUGCCAGUGAAGAAUGUAGAGCUGGCUGGCACAGUGUUUUCAGUGUGUCUCUGAUUACAUGAACUGCUGUUUAUCAAGGCUGACAUUUAGAAAGAGACAUACAUUCAAAAAUAUGUGCAGCGAGGUACCCUCAUGCCAAACAACUGAAUUAAUGCCUAAAAUGCAUGCUCAUGCUUCUGUGCUUGGCAUUAUAGAAUGCCUGUUGGAGGUCAGCGAGGGAAAAAAAUUAUGCGUUGUCAUCUGCCAGACUAAGGAUGCCACAGCACCCACAAAUCCUUAAAAAAUGGGAUUUGUUGCAAAUGGCACCAGCCACAGGUAACAAUCCUGGUAGCCUUCAUGGCUAUAAAGUUGCAACAUAGGGGGGCAUAGGCAUGUGGGAUUAAAAUCCCUAGUAUGAUUCUCACUGGUUAUAUAACAUCAGCAACUCGUCAUAUUUAACUUGUUAUGGCAUAUAAGCUAUGGCUGAUUUGCUGUCAAGUCCAUGGACAUGGCAGGCUCAAUCAGUCACACACUGUAAUUAAUUAAUUUAUCAUUUAUUUUUUGUUUUACUGUCAUGCACUACAUUUGAAAAGAUUCUGGUCAAACAGGUUUUUUGUGAGAGGCGUAUACACAAGCUCUUGCAAAAAUGCAUUGUCCUGUGAUUGUCCACAUACAGCCCUUUUGACUGGUACCGAUAAAGGAUGAUUACUGUGCCCUUAUCCCAUGACACAGAAUUCUCACAUCUAAAUCAGUAAGUCUCCUAAACCUCUGAAUCUGUGCAAACGUAUGGUGGUAGUCUAAAUCCUCCAAUGAGGUAGUCAAUCCACUCAUAGUAUUUUUAAAUGACAGAUGCAGUGAAUUGUGCAUGUAUAGUUUUGACAAACGUGAUGUAUAUUUUGCCUUUUUCCACAUGCAUCUUGGAGUCACCAUUUAACUUACUUAAGUCAGCAGUUGGGUUUCAUUUCCUGGCUUCGACAGGGCAAACUAGUCUAGAAGUACAAGCUGUGAACUUAAAGCCAAAAAGCUUGCAGGGUUGCUAUUUCUGUUUCCAUUGCUUUUCAUUUCACAAAACCACUCCAAAUUCUGCCCUUCACCAAUUGCAGACAAUUGCGAGAUUGAGAUGCAUAAAAUUUCCUCAGUGGGAUAGUGGACAAUCUACCAAUAUAGAAGGUAACUUUUACCUGUCCUGAGACUUGCCUGUUCAAAUAUGUGCUCAUUUCUAGAAAUAAUCACAGAAGUCAUUGUGUUGAAUGUUCCCACUUAUAUUUGUUGAAAAGGGGACGUUUGCGUGUAAACAUGUUUGAUAGUUUGGUUAACCUGAACACCAACUGAACAGCUGUAGGAACCAGGUGUGAACUUAUAAAUGAACAGCUGUAUUAAUACACUACAUGGUCAAAAGUAUGCUGACAUCGAACAUCUCAUCCAAAAUUAUGGGCAUUAAUAUGGAUUUGGUCCAUUGUUUGCUGCUAUAACAACUUCCACUCUUCUGGGAAGGCUUGAUACUAGAUAAUGGAAUAUUGCUGCAGGGAUUUACUUCUAUUCAGCCAGAAGAGCAUUAAUGAGGUUGGGCACUGAUUGGGCGAUUAGGCCUGGCUUGCAAUUGGCUUUCCAAUUGAUCCCGAAGGUGUUGGAUGGGGUUGAGGUCAGGGCUCUGUACAGGCCGUUCAAAUUCUUCCACACCAUUCUCGACAAAACCAAUUCUAUAUGGACUUUGCUGUAUGCCAGGGUGCAUUGUCAUGCUGAAACAGGAAAGGGCCUCCCCCAAACUGUUGGGGAAGUACAGAAUCAUCUAGAAUGUCAUUGUAUGCUGUAGCAUUAAGAUUUGCCUUCACUGGAACUGAGGGGCCUAGCCAAAACCAUGAAAACAGCCACAGACCAAGGGGUGUCCAGCUACUUUUGGUCAUUUAGUGUAGUUAGGUCCACUGAGCAGGCCAAUCAGAGGAAAAGUACAUUCUUGACUAAAUUCAAUAAGAAUGUACUUGAUUCUUGAACCAAACAAAGAGCAGAUUAGUUUCAAGAAGUAACACAGGCUAUCCACCAUAUUUAAGGAAAUAUAUGUAAUUGGCAGGGCAUAACUUGGACAUAAAUAUCUUUAUCCUUGCUUCCCAGUGGGAACUCCUUCCCCCCAACACACACAAUAUUUGUGUAAAAGUUUUCUUAUUCAUAAUUACAGAAUUCAUUUAAAAAAGUAUUACUUUGUGUUUUUCAAACAUUGAAAAAAAUUGCUCUGAUUUUCAGACUGCAUUAGUAAAUUCUAGUUAUAGUCAGUGGGCAAUAAUUGUUAUAUACUUUCUGGUACAAAUCUACAACGAUACUCACUCAUAUCAACCAAGAAACCUUUUCAGUUCAGCACACAAAGUUAUUUUUGCCUUAGAAUAAGACACUUUGGAACAGGGCUUUAAAUGAUAGCUUUCUGUAUUUAUUUUGUUUUUUAAUAUCUUGUACAUAUCUACCGUAUUUAUUUUUUCUCAGAUGGGAAGUAUUGACUUUCUUGCUUGAGAUGCUCAUGUGAUGUAUAGCCGUUCAAAUGUCAAACUGAAAAUGCACUAUGUAGCAUUUUAUGAACACACACACACACAUACACGAGCAUGGCCGACUUGUCUUUGCUUGCAUCUCCAGAGCAAAGUUCACACAUAGAUACACAAGAAAUUUAUACUUGUUUGUAUGUAAUAUUAACAGUAAUGCACAUGCAUAAAUAUGUAAGGCUACAGAGCUGACAGACAGUUAAGUAUUUAUACAUAAAUUCAGAGGCACAUAUACACAAACACACAUGGCACUAUACCAUUUUAUCAGCACGCAUCACCUUCAUGACCUCAUUCACCUUCAGUAUCUCUCAUAUCAAAGGUUCUGAUCAUUGUAAUUCAUUCUUUCGGACCUCAGUUGUCAUGUGUAAUGCAUUUUUAGACAUUGGACACCAGCACCGUUUUACUGUAAGGGUUGAACCUUGGACAUGUUCGAGUUUUUGGCAAUACUACACGUUAGUGCUUUGGCAGUAAACAAAGAGUGAGAGAAAAAAAAUGUUGAAAGAGUCAUAUACCUCAAUGCAUCUUGAAAAACAAAAUAUUGAAAAAUAUUAAAAUGUGUUUUCCAUGUUACUUUUUACUUGGUUCAGCUACUGGUUAGUUUACAUAUUUUUAGUGUUCUAUUAGAAAGUCUUAUUUUAAUUGCUCCUUUUGAUAAAUUUAUGAAAAUCAAAGCUUUAUCCUGUAGAGACCAUGACAAGGUGGGGCUGUGUAAAGGAAUAGAUGGGGAAGAACUACAAGAACCAGACCACCUUUACACCUGCUUCAAUAGCAACUUACAAUUGGUAUUUAUAUGGCGUUGACUAGACUUUUAGAAUAUGCUGCUUUAUAUACUUGAGGAUGGUAAAUACAUGUAAUUAACAUAACUAGUCAACAGAAAUGCAAGCCACCAUCUGUACAUGUAUUUAAAGAGAGCACCUUUGCAUAUAUGUAAACAAUGCAAGUGGAAAUGCAAAUAAUGUACAACACAAAAUAAUUUUCAAUCAAAAUUGAGCCUCUUUUGUCCUGAGACAUAACAUUAAGUGUUAUAUAAUCUGUGUGUAUGGGUGCAUUUUGGGGCAGGUCAAAUUCUACAGGCUUCUGCAAAAACUUUGUAGAGUUCAGUUAGAAGGAAUCUCCUCUGUUUCAUCAUUUGCUUAACCUGUGGUCAUUUACUAAGGAAUAAUUGUGGAGACAAUACAUAUAAUACAUUGACUGAAUCCAUAAGACGUUUUAUGAAUGAUUCCUGUAUUUUUAAAUGUAGGAGGCUACAACAUCUGCAUAGUGUUGUAAAAAUCUUAACUUCUAAUACCUAACACUUUUACAAAAAUGUAACUUGCUACACUUACUGAAAAGAAGUGCUCUUUUUUUACAUAUACUGUGCUGCAUAUCAAUGUGUUUGAUUAAAUAAUUGGGCGUUCAGGGUGGGAUGAAUGUUAGCAGAGUAAGACUGACAAUGUGUUUGCAAUCUUUGGGACUGCUUUUACAGUAAAUACACCAAAGAGUAUUUCACCUUCCUCUUUCGGACAGUUGUUGAAUUGAAAUUACUGUGAAAUUUUGCCUGUCAAAUUGAUCAGGUUUUUUCUUUUUGGAAAGAACAUCUGAUAGAAAUAAACAUGAGCUAGUAUUAUAAGCAGGUACUACCACUGAUGACUUGAAUAGAUGAUGUGACCAUGUGGUCAUAGCAGGUUUAUUGUAUUUUACUUGGUUACAGUAGGAUGCAAAAAUAUAUGAUGAAUAAAAUGGUAGUGAACAGGAUGGAAAUAAGGCUUGCCUGUAUUGUUAUGCUGGAGCAUUUUUCCAGUGAACCCAUAUACGGGUGGUGUUCUUUCCUUACUACAGUUCUCAAUAUGUGAUACCUUAAUUUGAAAGUAGGGAUCCACCAAAUCCAUGAAGAUUUGAGGUUGAGGUACUGACUAAAUAAGAAAUGUAGCACUAAAGAUACAUUUUAAUCAUUGCAAAGUUUAAAAUUUGUCGACCAUAUUUUAAAGAAUGAAUGAACCAUUCACACAUAUACAUUGCUUUACUUUAAAAUGUCUCACACUGAAACUAUGGUUCUGCAAAGCUCAGCUGAUUUAAGAAUUGUAUACCCACAUGCGCAAUAUAUGAUGUAAUUUUGCAAGCAAUCCAUUUACAAAUGAUUCCCUAACAUACAUCAUUACAGCUGUAGACACAUCAGGUUAUCCUGCCCAGACUAGAAAUGACAAGUUGAUAUUUUGUAUCACUGGUAGCAGUCCUGUAAAUUCCAUUCUGCUCACAGCAGUAGGCUUUGUAUCCAUGACUUGCAUUUGCUGCUGUCUAGUGGAAUGAGGGAAUGUUCAUGAGCCAAUCACUGGUCAAACAAAUAAAGUACUUUACAGUAUUUUAGUCACAGUUAUUUUGGUAACAGUGCAGUUAAUUUUAUUGUUUUGUGGUUUCUACUGCAAGGUAAUACAGAAUUCCAUUUCACUAUUUACUCUCUUAGUAAAAUAAUUGCCAGACAGUCAUUUUAAAUUGUUGUUCAGGCAACAAUCAAAAUUAUAUCAUAUCCAUCAAGGGUAUCCAGGUUUAUUGUUGCAGAACAUAAACCCAGAUCAGCAUCAAGUACAAAGUAGUUAGUUCAACUCACAUAAAUCUAGGUUUCAGUCGAAUCCAAAUCCCUCUAAAAGAUGUUGCCAUUUAUUCCAGUUCAAAGUCAAAUGCUAGAUUUGGUGCAUCCUUACUCUGAUAUGAAGGAAACAAAGCAUUUUAAAUCUUAUUUCAGUCCUAUGAGAGCAAAAGAAUACCAUGAUCACACCUUGUUUUAUUUAAUGAAAUUGGCAGAUGGAUUUCAGCAAAUGGCAUAUCUUCUUGUUUACUUCACUUUUGUUACUUGAAAAAUAUGUAUGCCUGGUAUAAAACCUUGGUACAGUGUGUAUAUCUGUGUUUGUUGGUUUUAAGUUGUUUUUCUUGUAUCCAUUUGAAAUAAAAACCUUUUCUGAACUAAA
Anguilla rostrata (American eel) is the source of this 9035-nucleotide messenger RNA. RefSeq names its product galactose-3-O-sulfotransferase 4 (gene gal3st4). The transcript is spliced from 5 exons. Gene Ontology annotation, cellular component: membrane. Gene Ontology annotation, molecular function: galactosylceramide sulfotransferase activity. Lineage: Eukaryota; Metazoa; Chordata; Actinopteri; Anguilliformes; Anguillidae. The coding region runs from base 1729 to 3147 and encodes 472 amino acids. The record is from RefSeq and is a predicted model, not a curated record. Gene Ontology annotation, biological process: glycolipid biosynthetic process.